This is a messenger RNA of Toxorhynchites rutilus septentrionalis, 2654 nucleotides long. RefSeq lists its product as uncharacterized. The transcript has 4 exons. The record is from RefSeq and is a predicted model, not a curated record. Gene Ontology annotation, molecular function: ATP binding; DNA translocase activity; ATP-dependent chromatin remodeler activity. Gene Ontology annotation, cellular component: nucleus. The coding region runs from base 156 to 2558 and encodes 800 amino acids. Gene Ontology annotation, biological process: reciprocal meiotic recombination; double-strand break repair via homologous recombination. NCBI's taxonomy places the organism in Eukaryota, Metazoa, Arthropoda, Insecta, Diptera, Culicidae.
UUUCGUAUGAAACAGUUCUUUAAAUUUUCAACAUCUGUGAAUGUGAAAUAUUUUAAAUCCAUGUCGUGUUUUUAAUUUUCCUCCAGCGCAUAUUAUGCGAGAAGUUUUAUUGUCAAUCCUUUAUUUCCUAUCAUUAUUUUAAGUGGCAUCAUCGAAUGGAACAAACUGUAAGGCGGAGCAAAUUCGCGCUCAAUGAACCAUUGAAACUAGAUCAAUCGACAGAAGUACCAGGUUCCGUAGUGGAACUUCUGGCAUGUCACCAGCUGGAAGGGAUUAGGUUUCUCCAUCGCGGUCUGAUACAGAAUAACGGCGUAAUACUGAACGAUGAAUCAGGAUUGGGUAAGACUCAUCAAGUAGCGGGCUACUUAUCAGCUGUCGUUGGACAUUCGGAUAAAUGCGUCAUUGUUUGCGAUAGCGUGGAACGUAUACAUCACUGGAUGUACCAUUUGGAGUUGUUCACGGAGCUGAAAUCUGGGAUUAUUGAAAACUAUGAGCAGGAUGAAAUAUCGGAUAAUCGGGAAAUAUUUCUGACUACAUUUGCUGUGUUUUCAAAAAUUCAACAACUAGACCAAAACACGGGUAUCAAAUUUGUAAUCUUAGACGAAACUAAAAGCGCUUCUGCUGACUCUGUUUUGUUGCAACGAAUCGCUGACUUGAAAUUCAGCAAAAAACUAUUCAUAAUCUCCGAUGAUUUGUGGAACAAUUUGAAACGUUUUCACGCGAGGCUCACGAUUUGUCAAGAGCGAGUAUUGCUAAACGCAUUGGACAACCUUCUUGAAGCAGUACCCGGUUGCACUCGGUCGCCGCUGACGAAAACGAAACAGCUUAAACUUUUCUUCCUCUCAAGGGGAGUCUAUCUGAGAAGAUAUCGCAACCAUUACAGGAGUACUUUGCCAUUGAUAGCAAAGAGUGAGUUCGAAUCAUAUUUUGCAUCUUGGAUGAUUGCAAACGGAUUGGUCAGCGAGCCGCCACUGGAAGAUUCACAGCCCAUAUCGGACGAAACAAUGGUUCGGGGAGUGAAGUCUCGAUUAAACAACAAUAUCUGUGAUAAAAUGUUCGAUAUUAAUACUAGUCGUGAGAGAUGCAUUGGAGAAGAAGCAGAUGAUGCAUCGUGUCUUAACGAUGCAAUUCUGGGAGGUAUUGGAAACACAAGUUGGGAACAAGUUGAUGAUUCUCAAAAAUCGGAUGAUGACAAUGACUGCAUGGUCGGUGUUGUGAAAUAUCAAGUUAGCGAGCCACUUUUUGAUUUCGAACAAUGCACAGAAGAUAUGCCUAAGCUAAAGAUGGAGAGUUCAGAUUCCGAGAGCAGGCCGACAACGGAUGGUGAAGGAGAGCAUCUUUGUACGAAACCAACGGGUAUGUCAUCUCAAAACGCUAGCAACAACUUUGAAGUACCUGAAACUGAAAGGGAUACCGAAACUCCCGCUAUUGACGAGCGAAGCGAAUCUGAGGAUUAUCUAGACUUUGGUCAGGUUCUGGACUGUUCAACACAAAUCGAGUGUGUAGCUGAAGAGACGGAUACCCUGCCAACCGAAGACAAAUAUCAUUUCCCGAUCGAUAGACUCUUGCGACGACGACAAACUCCAUCCUCCUCAUCCACAGACAUAGAGAUCCUCUCGAACAAGAGUACCACUGCCAAUCCCGUCGUGAAUGUUCAGUCUAGUUCCAGUUCCAAUGGCGCGGCUGAUAAAUCGAAAUCACCCGAACUGUUCACCGACGAUAGUGAAAAUGAGUUGGAUGAAACGUUGCAGAUUAGCUCGCAGGAUUCCUUCAUCGAUCUUCUGCACAAAACUCCAGUUAAUCUGGAGAAAACGUUGAAGGCCAAUGUGGGACUCAAAGCGAUGCCAAAGAACGUAAGUACACCUAUAUCCACCCUCAUGUAUGGUCAGCUUCAAAUGGAAACUGAAGAUUCGUAUGUGGAUGAUUCCUCGAAUGAUAUUUUCGCCGAUAUAACGGUUAAAAAUCGAACGGACAAUGUUUUCGAAAUUACUGAGAACAACGCAUUCGGGAACAAAAUUCAAAUCGUCACUGAUAAUGAAAGGCCAUCCUCCGUCGGGGACACGGAUGAAGUGGAGUUCGUAUGCGUGGUUCGAAAAGCGGGAGACCCAAAUGAUGUCAUCAAUUUGGAUACCGAGGCUAGUGCACCUAAAAAACAAAUCGGUUGGGGGGCCCAACUGACAGAAAAGACGCCACCAAAAAGCGGCUCCACAACACCCCAGGGAUGGCUAACGAAGUCCAGUCGAGCGUCGCCCUCGGUGAAUGGUUCACCAAGAACACCCACCACCAACAACGGGAAAAGCGAUGAUCGGGGGAGUAGUCGACGCUCGAGAGGGGGCUCUAGUGGGAGACGAAAAAGGCUCGAAAGUUGGUUUAAAGAUGAUGACGAGUUCGCGAGCCGGCAGCGUGUGGGGACCAGCAGCAAUCGACGAAGGUCUGCUCCAGUCGGAGGUAACACGAGAAAGCCCUCCCCCAAGAAGAAGUGCUUCCAAGAGAGACUUCUCCAGCAAUAUAAUAAAAUCUUAGUGUCCCCUAGUGGAAUUGAUAGCGAUUUUGAAUGAAUGCAUGGAUGGUAGAGUAAAUCCAUGACCAUGUACCAUUAUGACAACAAACUUGACUGAUUAUAAAGUAUUAGACGAAUGUAAAUAAAUUCAAUU